Messenger RNA from Adineta ricciae, 1545 nucleotides. The record is from the annotation of a GenBank genome assembly. Lineage: Eukaryota; Metazoa; Rotifera; Eurotatoria; Adinetida; Adinetidae.
AUGAUACGCCAGCAACAACACUUUUUGGUGCCAUUCCGAUCAACAUGUUCUAUGUGCAAUCGUAACUUGAAUGUGUCUGAUGCCAUUCAAAAGCAACUUCGUCUGUAUUGUGGAGAUGGUUCAGUUGUUACCGCUACAACCAUCAGUCUUCAUUGUUAUCAUGAUUUAACGUCUUCGACGCGCACUAUCAAUCAAGAUCCAGUGGACAUAUUUUCCAACUUUACACGAAUAAACAAGUGUAAUGUUUACACUCACGACAGCUUACAUUACGGCGAUUACGUUUAUUUGGGUGGAGACAUUGCAGUUGAACGUGUUAUUAUCAAUAAGUAUACCGCACAGAUAAUACAAAAUGACUUUUCGAUGAUGGGAUUUGCUGCUAGUCUGAAUCAAGAAGCAAUUAAUCUCGGGCAUCCUCAAAUGGCAGCUGUUGACCGACGGUUAUUAGGAAAUAUUAUCCAUGCUUACUUAAUCAUUCAGUUUGAUUUAUCAAUGGGAAACAUAUCAGUUUCGACUCCAUGCAAAUUAUCUGAUUUCAAUGAAUGGGCUUGGAAUCAGUUUCCACGUUUAUUGUCUAGCUUUAUUUAUUUAUGGAUGAACCACCGCACGCUUAUUGGAUCAUGUGGUAUACAUUGUUCAAAAUGCUUGGUCAUUGAUGGCCAUCAAAAAAGUCGUCGUCGGAUCUGUGCUUUCAAAGACGUGAAAGUACAGACAGAAGAAAUGAACGAUUUGGUCAUUGGAUGUUGCAAAACUCCUGUUCGCUAUUCUCGUUAUUGUGAAACCCAUAAUGAUUUAUCAUCCGCAAUUACCCGCAACAGGAGACGGUCGUCCACCAAAAGAAAGAAGCAAAUUAAAAGGUUUUUUCACCUAGUUUCACAGAAUUCUUCUCGGCGAGCUGAUCGUUUAAACGCAACAAGUUGUCGAACUCUCAAAGCAAGAUCUGAUUCAUAUGUGAAUAGAUGUACAAGAUCAUUUGGAAUAAUCGCACUUGUUAGUAAUUGCCGAAUAAUAACAUCCUUUAGUGAAUUGUAUCGAUCAGAAACUCUUCGUGAAAUCAUCAAUCUGUUUGCUGUCAGUAUACGAGUUGCUGGUAAGCUUGCGUCUACGUGUGUCUAUGACGAUGGUUGUCAUCUAGUUCGAUAUAUUAAAAAUCAUAUCGGACGAGAAAUCAAUAAAACACCAGCAAUGAUAUUACUUGAUUCAACUCCUAUCAGUAUAGAUCGAAGUCAUUUUCGAAAUCAUGUCGGCACAUUUUGUCGUACUACCAUGAAUCCAGACAAAAAUCCAUUAUUGAAGGAUGUGAACACAGAAGCAGCAGAACAGACCUUUUCGUGGCUUAAGCACUAUGCACCAAUCAUCAGCAAUAUGAAUCACCUACGUGCUCCACUUUUCAUGCUUAUCUUGUUCCAUCUGAAAAAUUUAUCUAGAGUCAAACGUUCUCCAUCUUUUGUUAUUGAUAUCAUUGCUUCGGUGCCCAAAGUUGAAGACUAUUCGUAUCCAUAUGAAAAUCUCCGACAUACAGCUGUCGACUUAAUUUUGAGCAGUUAG